Molecule: messenger RNA, 2070 nt
Organism: Salmo salar (Atlantic salmon)
Lineage: Eukaryota; Metazoa; Chordata; Actinopteri; Salmoniformes; Salmonidae
Product: transcription cofactor vestigial-like protein 4
Biological process (GO): negative regulation of DNA-templated transcription
Molecular function (GO): transcription coactivator binding
Source: RefSeq, a predicted model, not a curated record
AUUUGAGGCGCUCCCGGGAUUUACCGAGCAUGCCCAGUGUCCGCAGGCUCCACGGAGGAAACGGAUAACAUUGGAGUCAUACCGAGCACAGCCUGCUGCGCCUCAGUGCGACUUUACAGCUGGCUGUAAGGUUAGGAACAACUGGCGCUACCCCCUUUUUUAUGUCCGAACAAAUACUUAUUAUAUCAUCUUUUACAAGAUUUUUAAAAACUCCUUAUGAUUUUUAUCGGGAACUAUUUUUAUAUUUAAAAAAAAAAAACGUUUUUCUUUGAUUGGAGGAGUUAAUUUGCGCGUAUAAAAGUUUUUAGUUGAAGUGUGAGCCUUUAGCAGCUCCGUGUGGUCGGGUCCUCCACGUCGUGCUGUGGUCGCAAUUCCUUUUUUUCUUUGCGACUCGGUUGGAAGCAACAAAAAAAAAGCUGGUCUUUUUUUGUUGCUGUUGUUGCUAAACUGUUUAAAUGCUUGUUACGAACAUGGAUCUGUUGAAUUAUCAGUACCUGGACAAAAUGAACAACAACAUCGGCAUACUCUGCUACGAAGGUGAGGCGGCGCGUCGAGGUGAUCCCAUGAUGCACCAAUCCAUGUCCUUGUCAUCGUCUGGCGUCACCAACCAUAGCCACCGGACGGGCCCUCCUCCCAUCAGCCCCAGCAAGAGGAAGUACAGCCGUAGCCACAGCACAGGACAGGACCAACAAGACAAUGAUGACCAAGACUGUGACAACCAACACAUGGCCAAGAUGAGCCGGCUGUUUGCUGCACAGCUAGGCAAGCCUUCCAAUGGCGACUUCCGUAGUACCAAGGACCCUCGGGACUGUAGCCGCAGCCCCGUGGAACGAGCCGCCGCCCCCUCCACGGUUCUCCAUGGCAACCACCACCUGUACGCCCCACACCACCACAUGCCCAACCUGGCCAUGGAUCAGCCUCUCGCCCUGACCAAAAACAACAUGGAUGCCGCCCGUACCUUUGUCAUCUCACCAACCGUCAGCCCUGUGGAACGCCAGCAGAAUCGUCCGUCAGUGAUAACGUGCGCUCCGACAAGCAACCGUAACUGUGACCUGUCUCACAACGGCUGUUCCAACAACCUCCCUAACAACUACAACUCCAACUCUGCGUGUGUUGACCCGGUGAUCGAGGAGCAUUUCCGUCGCAGCCUGGGGAGGAACUACAAGCAGCCGGAACCAGUCACUAACUCUGUGUCCAUCACCGGCUCUGUGGACGACCACUUCACCAAGGCCUUAGGAGAGACCUGGCUGCAGAUCAAAGCCAAAGGAAGCUCCUCCUCCUCCCCUGACUCCUCCCCCAACAGUCACAUGGUCAACCACAGCCACUCUCCAUCCAUUGUGUCCUGAAGGGAGUGGCUUAGUCUCAACUAGUCAGACACAGCUAAAACCCGCCCCCCCCCCCCCAUCCAUUACUCACUGUAACACCACCAGGCUGGUUGAACUGCCCUGCUGGAGAGCUACUGGCUAGGCAGGCUGUAUUCAUUUUUGCUCCAGCCCUGUUGUAACUAACACCUGAUUCAGCUAAUCAAGGUCCUGAUGAACAGCUGAUGUAGAAGAAUCAGUCAUAUUCAUGAGGCACCAAACUUUUUUUUUAAAUUUUUUUUCAUUUUGUGUUGCAAAAAUAUUUAGUUGUCGUGUGCACUAACAAAUACGACCCAGGUGUGUUUCAGAGCAGGGCUGGAGCAAAACCCUGCGUGUCCAAUGUAUAUCCUUCCAGGAAGAGGGUUGGUCUUGUUCCCUGGUUGAAGACUACCCUGCAUGAUUUAACCCCGCUGAGAGCUGUGCUGGUAGCUAGGGAUAUAGCCAUGUGUAUAACCAUGGAAUAAGGCAAUAUAUAUAUAUAUAUAUAUAUAUAUAUAUAUAUAUAACCAUGGAAUAAGGGAAGCAUUUUAUUUUGUCAACGUUUUGACUUUAGUCAUUUUAUUUAGUUUUGAAUUGACUUUUUAUGUUGAAGUAGGUUUGCGUACUUCUUUCUGUGUUAUUGGAUGCCAGAGAUUUUGAAAAGAAAAUCGAGAAACGGUUUGUUUGUGUCCAAUGAGAUGAAUGGAUUCAAUAUGGAGACGCAUCCCAA